Messenger RNA from Notechis scutatus (mainland tiger snake), 533 nucleotides. NCBI's taxonomy places the organism in Eukaryota, Metazoa, Chordata, Lepidosauria, Squamata, Elapidae. The record is from RefSeq and is a predicted model, not a curated record.
UGCAGAUGAGUGUGCAGGAAUAUGAGUUGUUGAAUGUCAAAGAAGAUGAGAGUUGUUUACAGCAAUACCGGAAGAGCUGCAUGAAGAACAUGCACGAGCGACUGAGCUUUGCGCCAAGGCAUGGCUAUGUUUCUGAGCUGCAGGAUGGGAAGGAGUUCCUGGAAGCUGUGGAGAAAGAACACAAAGCCACCACUGUAAUUGUCCACAUCUAUGAAGAUGACAUCAAGGAGUGUGAGGCACUCAACAGCAGCCUUACUAAUCUUGCUGCUGAGUAUUCCAUUGUGAAAUUUUGCAAAAUCAAGGCUACUAACACAGGGGCAGGAGACCGUUUCUCCAGUGAUGUUCUUCCAACACUGCUUGUCUACAAAGGUGGGCAGCUUGUAAGCAAUUUCAUUAGUGUAACUGACCAAUUGAAUGGAGAAUUUUCUGCUACAGAUGUGGAGACUUUCUUAAACGAGUAUGGGUUACUCCCUCCGAAAGGAAUUCCAGAACUUGACAAUGGUGACAUGGAUGAACAAGAAAUUGAACAGUAG